AUGAGUCAGUACAAUCAACCUCCCGUCGGUGUUCCUCCUCCUCAAGGUUAUCCACCGGAGGGAUACCCAAAGGAUGCUUAUCCACAGCAGGGAUAUCCUCCUCAGGGAUAUCCGCCGCAGCAAGGCUACCCACCGCAGGGCUAUCCUCAGCAAGGAUAUCCUCAACAAGGCUAUCCUCAGCAAGGAUAUCCUCCUCCGUACGCGCCGCAAUACCCUCCGCCACAGCAGCAUAAUCAGCCACAAAAGAGCAGUCCUGGUUUUCUAGAAGGAUGUCUUGCUGCUCUAUGCUGUUGCUGUCUCCUGGAUGCUUGCUUUUGA
This is a messenger RNA of Microthlaspi erraticum, 318 nucleotides long. Lineage: Eukaryota; Viridiplantae; Streptophyta; Magnoliopsida; Brassicales; Brassicaceae. The record is from the annotation of a GenBank genome assembly.